Molecule: messenger RNA, 2679 nt
Organism: Fusarium sp. VM40
Lineage: Eukaryota; Fungi; Ascomycota; Sordariomycetes; Hypocreales; Nectriaceae
Source: the annotation of a GenBank genome assembly
AUGCAUUGUUUGAAGCAGCUAGGUGGAAUUCUUGCCCUUCUGGCGCCGUUCAUUCAGGCACAGAAAGACAACUUAGGUCUGAACAACGGCUACAUCGACAUCAAAACCAACACCUUCAAGGCUCGCAUCGUUCGUGACGCGCAGGUACUUGCAUCCUUGACCUCGGUCGACGACGCUUUUGACUUUUUGCCGUCCGAUCGCCUCAAUGUUCGUGCGCAAAAUGGGCAAUACCACUGGGGAGAUAUCACCUACCGCUAUCGUAAAGAGGGUGGUGAUGCAUGGACCAGUGGUGAUUCCGCGCAAAAGCGCCAGCCUGUGAAGAAAGUCUCUGUUGGGCAGUCGCUUGCAGCUUCUACUCUUUCGCCGACACUGCCAAAGGGCCCUCUGAAUAUCACACGCGAAUGGCUUGAUGUCAAAGGAGAUUUAGGCCUUCGAUUUACAUUGACCAACAGCGGAGAGGACUCGCUUGAACUGGGCAGUCUUGGAUUCCCUGCCGAGUUCAACAGUAUCUUCACCGGCCGGACUGCCGAGGAGAUGCAAGCCCAUUGCUCUCUUUCAGACUCUUACAUCGGCCAAGACGCAGGUCAGAUCCGAGUCACACCCGUCAAAGGCACCGGCAAAGGGCUCGUUGUUACGCCACUCGACGGUACCAAGUCGCCACUUGAAGCAUACAGAAAUCUGGAUGAACCCUACUUUGGGUCAACUGGCUAUGCAAGCCAGACGUUUGAGGGAUUCUAUGAAUGGCAGAUGCUGAGCAAAGCCUGGGCGGACAAGGAAUGGAAAGGCCAGAAACCUUGGAAUGAGCCGACAUCUAAGAUGUUGAAGCCUGGCGAAUCGCUCAAAGUUGGGGUCCGGUUCUCUCUGUCUGAUUCCGUUCGCGACUUUGACAAGGCCGUCCGUAAGACUGGAAACCCUGUUGCUGUGGGCGUUCCUGGGUACACCAUUUCACGCGACCUUCCAGCGCAGCUUACCGUCAAGAGUGAUAGCAAAGUGGCUUCUAUUACUGUUUCGCCAACGGGGUCUUUCGGAAUCAAGGAGCAACGCGAUGGAACGUAUACUCUGACACCCUCUUCUUCUGCAUGGGGCCGCGUUCGUGUCAAUGUCAAAUACGAAGACAACAAGGUACAGACCAUUCACUACUUUGUGACCAAGACCACAACAGAAACCCUCAAUGACCUCGGAAACUUUCUCACCACUAAGGCUUGGUUCAACGAAACUUCCGAUCCCUUCAAGCGAUCUCCUUCUGUCAUGACCUAUGACUACGAGAAAGGUGCCAUUGUUGAGCAGGACCCAAGAGUUUGGAUCGCAGGGCUCAGUGACGAAGGCGGCACAGGCGCUUAUGUCGCGGCGGUUCUUAAGCAAGUCAUCCAGCCGAACGCCGAGGAGAUUGCCAAGCUCGAUGAGUUUGUGCAAACUACGAUAUGGGGCGGACUGCAAGGUGAAGACUACGGCGUACGCAAGUCGCUCUUUUUCUAUGAGCCAUCUGCGGUGGGCUACGCGUACAGCAAAGACAUCGACUGGACUUCCUGGACAUCCUGGGAUAAGAAGGCCGCAUCCAGCCUCGACAGAGCGUAUAACUAUGUCCACGUCACAGUAGCGUACUGGUCUAUGUAUCGCGUCGCACGAGCAUACCCAGAACUUGUUUCCAAGCCUUGGACGUGGUACUUGAGUCAAGCUCAUAAAACAAUCAUUCGAAUGACGCAGAAGGAUGUGGCAUACAGUGAUGUCGGCCUGAUGGGAGAGACUGUAUUUGGAGAGGUCCUCAUCGAUCUGAAACGAGAGGGAAAUGACACCGUCGCUGGUGCUUUGGAAAGCGCAAUGAAGAAACGUGCUGAGCUAUGGCACUCGCAGAAAAUUCCAUAUGGAAGUGAAAUGGCCUGGGACUCAACUGGACAGGAAGGUGUCUACUACUGGACUAGACACUUUGGGUUUGAUGAUUCGGUUCAGAAGACGAUUGAUAGCGUGUUGGGCUAUAUGGCUAACGUACCGCACUGGGGAUGGAAUGGUAAUGCUCGCAGAUACUGGGAUUUUAUCUAUGGAGGAAAACUCAAAAGAAUUGAGCGUCAGAUCCACCACUACGGUUCCGGUUUGAACUCUCAAGUCUUACUCUCAGCAUUCCGCGAUGAUCCAUCAGACUCUUACCUACUUCGCGUUGGGUACGCCGGUUCAUACGCCCCUCUCACCAACAUCAACCAAGACGGCUUCCCCAGCGCCGCGUUCCAUUCUUACCCUGAUACGCUCAAGUGGGAUGGGAUCACGGGUGAUUACGGAGGCGGAUUCAUUGGCACCGUACUGAACUCGGGCACUUAUGUUGCUGAUGACAAGGAACUUGGCGUUGUUGCUUUUGGAGGUAUUCUGUCUAAGGAGGGGGGUAAGUAUACGGUCCAGCCCAGGGAUGCUGUUAGGAAGAGGAUUUUCAUCGGUCCUUUGAAGCUUUUGGUCACUAUCGAUGCAGGGUCUAUCCAGGAGUUCACUUUUGAUACUGCACAGAAUGCGGUACAAGUCACUCUGGCGCAAGUGAAGGGCUCUCCUCAGGCGGCUAAAGCUGCGAUAUGGGUGGAAUCGACGGGUGCGGAGAAGUGGACGAUGAAGGCAAAGGGUGCUACCGAGGGACGAGGUGGGUGGACUGUUCCUCUGCCUGCAUCCGAAUCUAUCACCCUAGCUCUUACUGGGGUGUAA